Messenger RNA from Closterium sp. Naga37s-1, 537 nucleotides. NCBI's taxonomy places the organism in Eukaryota, Viridiplantae, Streptophyta, Zygnematophyceae, Desmidiales, Closteriaceae. The record is from the annotation of a GenBank genome assembly.
AUGGCGCGUGACAAUGCCGCUGACAUUAAUAACGACGAGCAAGGCGAGGAGGAGGACGACGACUUUGACGACUUUGCUGAUUACACUGAAACCGAGGAGGAGGAAGACGAUGAUUCGACAAGCGAUGAGGAAGGAGGGGAGAACAAGGAAGGCGGGGAAGGAGACGAGGAGGAAGAGGACGCUGAUUGGCUGCCUCGAUGGUUGAAAGCUCAGGCGAGCACUAACGAUGGGAGUGCCAGUAGCGGGAGUGACAGUGACGUGCAGGAGGUUACAACGGAAGUGGAAAUUGAGUGGACAGGAGCGAAAAAGGAGGAGGAGAAGAAGGAGAAGGAGAAGGAGAAGGGGAAGAAGAAGGAAAAGGAGAAAAGGGAUGGGAGUGGAGGGAAAGGUACGGCGAAGAAUGGGCGGAUCGGCCCUGAGAAGAGGAAAGGGGUGGCAAGUGAUGCUGACGAAGUGUGCGACGUGCGUAAGAAGAGGAUGGGGUUGUAUUUGCUGGUGGGAGAGGAAUCUGCUGGUGAUGGUUUUGAAGCCUCAUGA